AUGGCCUCCACGCACGCCGCCAUCCGCCACGCAACACGCCAAGAUGUCCCCACAAUCCUGGGCCUCAUCCAAGAGCUCGCCGACUACGAAAAGGCCUCCUCGUCCGUAAAAGCAACCGUCGAGUCCCUCACACGCACCCUCUCCCACGCCGACCCAUCUGACCCUAGCAAUCCCGACAAGUUCUCAAAGGGCUACGCAAAGACGCUGCUGGUCACCGACCCAGAUGGCACCGUCGCCGGCAUGGCGCUUUACUUCUACAACUACAGCACAUGGACGGGUGUGCCGGGCAUCUACCUUGAGGAUCUGUUUGUCAAGGAAGCGUACAGGAAGAAGGGGUAUGGGGUGCUGCUGCUCAAGCAGCUGGCGAAGGAGGUGCUGAAGGUCGAUGGGAAGAGGCUGGAGUGGAGUUGCCUGGACUGGAAUGAACCGAGUCUGCAGUUCUAUCAAAGUGAGAAGAUUGGCGCAAGCAAGAAGCAGGAAUGGGUAGGGCUAAGAGUUGAGGGUGAUAAGCUGAAGAAACUGGCAGAGUCCUGA
Macroventuria anomochaeta is the source of this 534-nucleotide messenger RNA. RefSeq names its product acyl-CoA N-acyltransferase. Bases 1 to 534 code for a protein of 177 amino acids. The record is from RefSeq and is a predicted model, not a curated record. Lineage: Eukaryota; Fungi; Ascomycota; Dothideomycetes; Pleosporales; Didymellaceae. The transcript is spliced from 2 exons. Gene Ontology annotation, biological process: protein acetylation. Gene Ontology annotation, molecular function: N-acetyltransferase activity.